Pseudoliparis swirei is the source of this 3899-nucleotide messenger RNA. It is a transcript of the gene arhgap17b, whose product is annotated as Rho GTPase activating protein 17b. The record is from RefSeq and is a predicted model, not a curated record. Gene Ontology annotation, cellular component: cytosol; cytoplasm; intracellular anatomical structure. The transcript is spliced from 20 exons. Bases 283 to 2733 code for a protein of 816 amino acids. NCBI's taxonomy places the organism in Eukaryota, Metazoa, Chordata, Actinopteri, Perciformes, Liparidae. Gene Ontology annotation, biological process: positive regulation of GTPase activity; regulation of actin cytoskeleton organization; regulation of Rac protein signal transduction. Gene Ontology annotation, molecular function: GTPase activator activity; protein binding.
AAAGCACUUCCUCCUUCUUAGCGCAAAGCAGUCCGUGUGAUAGGAAGUCGGGUAGUCGUGGCAAUGGGGCUUGAGCGGCGUGUCGGUGGCUGUUCCCACUGACUUCUCUCGGGACUUCAGGCGGCCAGUUGCAGUGCGUAAAGCGGUGGCCGCGCAGCCCUUUCUGCCCCGAUGGCCGCGACGUAGCGCAACUUGUGGAUCCGCGGCGGAUGAACGACAGCGCUCCGAGGAGCCGCUAACUUUCCCCGUUUUACUGGAGAGCCGCAGAGCAGCAGAGACAACAUGUUGAAACAGUUCAAUCGCAUGAAGCAGCUCGCCAACCAGACUGUUGGGAGGGCAGAGAAAACUGAGGUGCUGAGUGAUGACCUCCUACAGAUCGAGAGGCGAUUGGAGUUGGUGCGCGUGGUGUCGCACAACACACACAAGAGGCUGGUGUCCUGUCUGCAGGGUCAACUGGGCACGGACACAGAGAAGAGACACAAAAGGUUGCCGCUGACGACGCUGUCCCAGGCCAUGCAGGAGGGAGGCAGUCAGCUGGGAGACGAGAGUCUGAUUGGCAAGAUGAUGGAUGUGUGUGGGGAGGCUGAGAGCAGGUUAGCUGCUGAACUGAUGCAGCAUGAAUACCAGAUUGAAAGAGACAUCCUGGAUCCUCUCAACCAGCUGGCUGAGAUUGAGAUUCCCAAUAUACUAAAACAGAGAAAACAACUCGCCAAGCUGGUUCUGGACUAUGACUCGGCCAAGACGAGGUGGUACCAGGCGACAAAGUCCAACAACCAGGCUAUGGCAGCGAAGGCCGAUUCCCUCAAAGACGAGAUGGACGAGGCUGUCAACAAAGUAGAAAUAUGCAAGGACCAGCUCUCUGCAGACUUGUACAACUUUGCCUCCAAAGAGGGAGAUUAUGCACACUGUUAUGUCUCAUUAUUAGAGGCUCAGGCAGAUUACCACAGGAAGUCUCUGGCAGCUCUGGAGGCAACUAUACCGACGAUCCGAAUACAGCAAGACUCCUGGAUGGAGAAGCCGGCGUUCGGCACGGCUCUGGAGGAGCACCUGAAGAGGAGUAACCGCGAGAUCGCUCUGCCCAUGGAGGCCUGUGUCAUGAUGCUGCUGGAGACCGGCAUGAAGGAGGAGGGUCUCUUCAGAAUAGCUGCCGGAGCUUCAAAGCUGAGGAAGCUAAAAGCAGCGCUGGACUGCUCCACCUCUCAGCUGGAGGAGUUCUACUCCGAUCCCCAUGCUGUCGCCGGAGCCCUGAAGUCCUAUCUCAGGGAACUGCCUGAACCUCUCAUGACUUUUGGCCUGUAUGACGAGUGGACACAGGCCUCCAAUGUGUCUGACCCUGACAAGAGGCUUCAGGCCUUGUGGGUGACAUGUGACCGUUUGCCAAAAACUCACAAGGCAAACCUCAGGUAUCUGGUGAAGUUUCUGGCUAAACUGGCUCAGGACAGUGACGUUAAUAAGAUGACUCCCAGCAACAUCUCCAUAGUCCUCGGGCCCAACCUGCUCUGGCCAAAGAUGGAGGGGACGCUGGCGGAGAUGGCAGCAGCCACAUCUCUCCAUGUGAUCGCCAUCAUUGAUCCCAUUAUCCAGCAUGCGGAUUGGUUCUUCCCUGAAGAGGUGGACUUCAACGUGUCGGGCAUGUUCGCCAUGCCCACCCACCCGGCCACCCCGACCCACCCGGCCACCCCGGACCUCGAGCACGGCGUGGAAAGGAAACGCCCCGGCAGCCUGGCGGGGCAGGACGGGGACAGUCACACCCCCCGUAAAGACAGCACUGUUAACAAACAGCCGGAGCCCGCUCCACGUAGAGCCAACACAGUAAAUAGAAAGCAGCCACAGCUAACCUCACCCACCUUCCAACCCCCAAUGCCCCCUCUGGAAGCCGGGGGUCCUGCCCGGCCUGAGCCCCAGCUUCUUUCCCCGGCUACAGAGGCUGAGCAGCCUGGCCUGAGUGGUGCUUGUAUUGGUGGUGGUGUUGUUGGCGUUCUGGGUGGUGGGGUCCAGGUAACGACGGUACAACCUCAGGUUGUAACCCAGCUCAGCGCAGAGGAGAGCAGCCCAGCCCGUGAACUCAUGUCCACCCCCCCACCCCAGAGAAAUGGUUCAGCCCAUCUUACAGUAGGAACCCCCCACUCUCAGGGAGGAUCCAGGGCGCCAAGUCCACACAUGGUUCGCAGAGGCACCAAGAAGCAGGCUCCAGCCCCACCCAAACAGUACAGCCCCUUUGCCUCCCACACCAGUAGCACUCCGCCACCCGGCUCCCCUCAUCAUCCACCCAUCACCCCUCGACGCCACCCCGGCAAAGAUGGCCCAAUCCAUGCUCCGAGCCACCCGCCCCCACAGCCGCCUCAAGCUCACCAGGCCCAGGGGGAGUCGGAGCCCUCUCCCCCCAGCACUCCCACUCCUCCUGACACUCCACCUCACGAUGGGCCGCACGCCCACCCGCUGUCUUUCUACCACUCUGGAUCUCUCCCCCGUCCCUCCAGGCCGGCCCCCAAGCCACGGCCCCGACCCAGCAUGCCGCCGCCCCCCCAACCCGCAGUAAAUGACAACGAUGAUGGCAUCUGCGGCUCCGCUUCCAAGAUCAUAACAGAUGGAGGCCUCUUCCUAAAGGAGAUUGGACGAGCCCUCAUCCCUGAGGUGAUUGCGGACCAACAAGGGGAGAGCUCUGCUGGUCACGAGCCCGCCGCCACCCCGGCUUCGCAAAUAGACCCUCAGACGGAGUUCACCGCUCUGUAAAGAAUAGAAGGAUCAUCCAAAUCCUCCAUCGCUCAGCCAGUCCAUGUGACAGAUUUUGAAUCGAAUAUCUCAAACGCAUCGGUUCAUUCCUGCUCCUCACGCUCCAGUCACAUGAUACCAGACUGCCUUCUGGGGGAAACAGCUGCCUUUUCUCCUGAUUUGCUGAGAAUUACCUCAGAAAAACCUAAGAAUUCCUGUCCAGCUAUUGGACUUCAUAUCAAACUCCAUUUGGUCUAUUGCACAUGGUAUUUUAGGAUUGGACUGCAGAGCCUUGUUAGCCUCGAAGCUAAUGAGACUUAAAUAUAUCCUGAACACAUAGUAGCUGAACUCAAAAGGUGCUAAGUGUUCACUUGUGUAUUCUAAUGUUUUUUCAUCUAGCUAUUGAAAACACAAGUUCAAUGCUAUGAAUGUGUUUGGAGACAGAAAUCUGUGAAUCUUGUUUUAACGGCACAUAAACCCGGCAACUAGUAUUUUUUUGAUGAAGUUGUGUAGUGUGGCGAUAUUUGAGUGCAAGUCAGCCUGGUGAUAUAUUCAUUAAUUUUCCCAUUUGUUGGUUUCAAGUGGCAGAAUUUGAUCAUCUUAAAAGGGCUUUUCCAUAAUUGUCACACUUCACAGUACAUACAAAUGUAAAGACCAAAGAAAGGGAUGUGGGCCAAAGGCAAUGUAAUGAGGAUGUAGAGCUGUGCAGCUUCUUUUAUGGUUCUUCAUGGCCAAAUAGUUUUAGCAAUAUGAAAUGCCGUUGUCUUCCAGUGGUGUCCUCUCCACAGUACACAUGCUGUACGUUUUGGCGUUUCACUUUUCCUUCCAUUUAAUCCAGUGGGGUAGAAUUUUAUUGUGAUUUCAUUUGAUUCCAAAUGGCCUGAUUUGACGAGCUCAGAAUGGCUUUAAAAGGGAUUAAUUAUUAAUUAGUGUUAAUUGUAUCUUUUUAAUACAUGGCAUGUAAUCAAUCACUCCCACUGAAUCUCAAAGCUAUGACCAAGUACAGCCAAAUUCUUCUUUGUGUAUAAUAUUUCCCACGGCUGACAAUCUUUUCCUUAUUGGGGUGGCCUUCAGCUCUUUGAUUAUUUUUUAAAUUUCUUCUCGGCUUUUUAUGUUGGUUUUUGUGCACAUAAUGCAUUCUACAUUGCAUCGUUACUCUUGAUAAUUAAAGAUUGCUCAACAUUUUA